UAUGAUUUCGGUUUGGGUCGUUUUUUUCUCUUCCCGGCAUAACCAUCAAGGCAGCUUUUACACACAGACGCGUGUAGCACCUAGCAAUCACCAUGAAAGGAUUCUCGUUUUCUCUUGGAUCCAAGAACCCGUCUUCUUCAUCCAACAAGAGAACAAUUCCUAGACCCAAUACACACACUGAUGAAACCAAGGAAUUAAUCACUGAAUUCGAUUCUUCAAAACCCCUUUUGAGUUCCCAAUCCAAAACCCUAAUUAUCCCACCUCAACCCAAUUCAUGGCGACCCACCAAGAAAUUGAAGAAUCUCGAUGCCCCAAUUGAAUCUGCAGGUGAUUCUAAGGGUGCCCUUGAGUUUGAAACUGCUGUUGACCCGGGUCAGGCCCAACCCGGAUCCGAGCCCGAGGUUUCUUAUGGGUUGAAUUUGAGGAAGAGUGGGAAUGGUGAUGUGGGGUCUGUUGAAAAUAGUGAGUUUGUGAGUAUUGAUAGGGUGAUGGUGAAGAAUUUGAAGGAGGAUUUGGAGAAGUUGCCUGAUGAUAUGGGGUUUGAUGAGUUCGAUGGGUGUCCUGUUGAGGGGUUUGCGGCGGCUGUGUUGAAGGGGUAUGGGUGGACUCAAGGGAGGGGAAUUGGGAGGAAUACUAAGGAGGAUGUUAAGGUUGUUGAAUACGAAAGACGGGUUGGGAAAGAGGGGUUUGGUUUUGUUGCUGAUGCUCCGGUGAUGAGUAGUAAUGGUAAGGAUACAGAGAAGAGGAAUGAGAGGAAGAGUGGGGGGCUUGUUGGGAAGGAUGUGAGAAUUGUGAGGGGGAGGGAAAUGGGGUUGACAGGGAGGGUUUUGGAAGUGUCGGGUGGUGGUGAUUAUGCUGUUUUGAGUGUUGUGGAGAAUGGGAGUGAAGUUGAGGUGAGAGUGAGGGGCAGUGAUGUUGCGGAGUUGGGCUCGGUUGAAGAAGAGAGGUGUUUGAGGAAGUUGAGGGAGCUGAAAAUUGGGGAGGAGAAGAAGGAUAGGAAGAUCAGGCGUAGUGAUGAUAGGGAGAAGAAAGUUGGAAUCAAGAUUGAGGAGAGAAGGAGAGAUGAUAAGAAGAGGAGAGGUGAUGAGAGGGAGGAGAAACCGGUAAGGAAAGAGAAAGAAAAAGUUCGGUGGUUAACGAGUAAUAUUAAAGUUAGGGUUAUUAGUAAGAAGUUGAAAGGCGGGAAGUUGUAUUUGAAAAAAGGGAAAGUCGUGGAUGUGGUUGGACCUUCAACAUGUGAUAUCUCUAUGGAUGAUAGUAGGGAGUUGAUUCAAGGUGUUGAUCAGGAGUUGCUUGAAACCGCCCUUCCACGGACUGGAGGUCCUAUUCUUGUUUUGUAUGGAAAGUAUAAGGGUGUUUAUGGAAGCCUUUUACAAAAAGAUACGGAGAAGGAAACUGCUCUUGUUGAAGAUGCUGAUACUCGUAAGCCGCUUCAUGUUCUCCUUGAGCAAAUUGCAGAGUAUACUGGAGACCCGAGUGAAAUUGGAUACUGAUCUUUUUCUGUUGAACUUAACGGUGGAAAAUGUGUGAUGUUCACCUUAAAUUCACGGAAAAGGCUAUGGGCAUCAAUGAUCUGCUUAAAAGCUAGUGGCUGGAAACUUAAAAAGUUGUUGCUGAAUGCUUUAGACAGAAUGCAGCCAAUGCACAAAUAUUUGGAACAAUGGGACAUUUAUAUACAUACUGUUUACUACACUCAAAUUUAGUUAUGCUUGUUGCAGCGCAGAGGGUAGGUGCCUAAUUUGUGUUUCUCAAUGCCGGGCUAAAUAAUAUGUUGAUGGUUGAUGACCCACGAAUCCAUGAUGGGGCACAUGAGUCUGGCUAUAAUGUUUUCUGAAAACAUAGGACUUUUAACAAUAUGUAUAACUAAUAUUAUGCUCUUCCAGUUUUAUGUUCCUUCAGAAGACCCUUCCCGACUCUGCCUGUCAAAAGAGUUCAUGGACAACUUGUUCUGAGGACAAAGUACUUCUCACAUUAAACUGUUAAAAGCUUGGAUGUUCUUUUAUAUUUUAGUGAACUGUUAUGUGA
This is a messenger RNA of Daucus carota subsp. sativus, 2025 nucleotides long. Its product is annotated as protein MOS2. Gene Ontology annotation, biological process: mRNA splicing, via spliceosome. Gene Ontology annotation, cellular component: spliceosomal complex. The coding region runs from base 93 to 1493 and encodes 466 amino acids. Gene Ontology annotation, molecular function: nucleic acid binding. The transcript has 2 exons. The record is from RefSeq and is a predicted model, not a curated record. NCBI's taxonomy places the organism in Eukaryota, Viridiplantae, Streptophyta, Magnoliopsida, Apiales, Apiaceae.